GCGAAAGCGACCUGGGAGCGCCUGGUAAGCGGUGGGCCGCUGCCGGCCUAUUUGGGAAGCAGCGAGUGACGACCACGAGCAAAAGGGGAGAGCCCAGAGAGGGAGUGUGGGAGUCCAGGGCUGCUUCUAAGCAGUCUGGAAUAAUUAAGUAAAAGGGCCCUCACGCGGCUCCAGAGAGCUGGGUGGGAGGGAUUUCGGAAGUCGGCGCAGCCCAGAACUAGGAGCGAAGGGUACGGUACGGGAGAUUAGUGCGGGGAGCGUUUGGGAGGGGCUGGUGAGUACUGCGUGGGAGAUCUUGGUUUGGAGUUUCCUACAGUCCUUACCCCCGUUGGGUAGAAUCACACUGCUCACCUUUGUGCCCGUUGGGUGGAAUCACACUGCUCACCUCUGUGCAAGAAACAGUGUCUCCUGGGGCAAGGAAGGAGCCAGGAUGGCUUGGGCUCUGAAGCUGCCUCUGGCCGAUGAAGUGAUUGAAUCCGGGCUGGUGCAGGACUUUGAUGCUAGUCUGUCCGGGAUCGGCCAGGAACUGGGUGCUGGUGCCUAUAGCAUGAGUGAUGUCCUCGCAUUGCCCAUUUUUAAGCAAGAAGAGUCAAGCUUGCCUCCUGAUAAUGAGAAUAAAAUCCUGCCUUUUCAAUAUGUGCUUUGUGCUGCCACUUCUCCAGCAGUGAAACUGCACGAUGAAACCCUGACAUAUCUCAAUCAAGGACAGUCUUAUGAAAUCCGAAUGCUAGACAAUAGGAAGCUUGGAGAACUUCCAGAAAUUAAUGGCAAAUUGGUGAAGAGUAUUUUCCGUGUAGUGUUCCAUGACAGACGGCUACAAUACACUGAACACCAGCAGCUAGAGGGCUGGAGGUGGAACCGACCUGGAGAUAGAAUUCUUGACAUAGAUAUCCCAAUGUCUGUGGGUAUAAUUGAUCCUAGGGCUAAUCCAAACCAACUAAAUACAGUGGAGUUCCUGUGGGAUCCUUCAAAGAGGACAUCUGUAUUUAUUCAGGUGCACUGCAUCAGCACCGAGUUCACCAUGAGGAAGCAUGGCGGAGAAAAGGGAGUGCCGUUCCGGGUGCAAAUCGAUACCUUCAAGGAGAAUGAGAACGGGGAAUAUACUGAGCACUUGCACUCAGCCAGCUGCCAGAUCAAAGUCUUCAAGCCCAAAGGUGCAGACAGAAAGCAAAAAACAGAUAGGGAGAAAAUGGAGAAACGGACACCUCAUGAAAAGGAGAAAUAUCAGCCUUCCUAUGAGACAACUAUUCUCACAGAGUGUUCUCCGUGGCCCGAAAUCACAUAUGUCAAUAAUUCCCCAUCACCUGGCUUCAACAGUUCCCACAGCAGUUUUUCUCUUGGGGAAGGAAAUGGUUCACCGAACCACCAGCCAGAGCCGCCCCCUCCAGUCACAGAUAACCUCUUGCCAACAACCACACCUCAGGAAGCUCAGCAGUGGUUGCAUCGAAACCGGUUUUCUACAUUCACAAGGCUUUUUACAAACUUCUCAGGGGCAGAUUUAUUGAAACUAACUAGAGAUGAUGUGAUCCAAAUAUGUGGCCCUGCAGAUGGAAUCAGACUUUUUAAUGCAUUAAAAGGCCGGAUGGUGCGCCCAAGGCUAACCAUUUAUGUUUGUCAGGAAUCCUUGCAGUUGAGGGAGCAGCAGCAGCAACAGCAACAGCAGCAGAAGCAUGAGGACGGAGACUCAAACGGUACUUUCUUCGUGUACCAUGCCAUCUACCUAGAAGAACUGACAGCUGUUGAACUGACAGAAAAAAUCGCUCAGCUUUUCAGCAUUUCCCCAUGCCAGAUCAGCCAGAUCUACAAGCAGGGGCCAACAGGGAUCCAUGUGCUCAUUAGUGAUGAGAUGAUACAGAACUUUCAGGAAGAAGCCUGUUUUAUUCUGGACACAAUGAAAGCUGAAACCAAUGAUAGCUAUCAUAUUAUACUGAAGUAGGUGUGGUGCAUUCCAUCCUCGGUGGCUGCUGCUUCCUUCGCCUCUUGGAAACUCCCCUCUUGAAGAGAUCACAAAUGGAGAUUUGAAGGUCUGCGGGAACCUGACCCAUCUGACUGCUUGGGGGGAGUCCAGGCCCUGGAGGCAGAAUCCCAGUCAUCUGUGUUGGUCCAAGCUCUGUGGCACACAGAUUACUGCCCAACAUGCAUCUCUGCAGCUAUUUCUUAGUUAAAAUAUCUGGACCGCGUUGUUGAGUAUCAGUGGAAACUCCUCAUCAUUCGGGGUGUAUGUAGAGCAUAAUGAUGAUGAGAAUUGUGUGGUGUUUAAUGGAAAGAUGUUAAAUUUUGUGAUAUGGAGCUGUGUAAUUUUUUUCUAAUAUAAAAAAGUGAACAUCUAUAUUCAUAAGACUACAUCCUCAUUUUCUUUUGCAUCAGACAUAUACUGGCUUUUUACCAUCGUAGGCCCCCGAAAACCUCAUCAAAGAGAAAUACUGAGAUAGACUAGAAUUUUUCCUUUGGUUCCCCUGUAAUACUGUGACUAAUAGUAAUUUUAGCUAACAUUUAUGGAGCAUGCAUUUGUGCCAGGCAGUGUGAUAAAUUCUUUUAAUGGAUUAUCUUGUUUAAAUCCUCUUAAUAAUCCUAUGUGAAGUAGGUAAUAAUGAUCCUUAAUUGAAGAUGAGGAAAUGGAGACAUGCAGUGGCUAAGUAGCUUGCUGAACACUGGGCAGCCAGCAGGUAGUGAUGCUGAAAUCCAAACCCAGUCAGUCUGGGUCUUACUAAUCGCUGCCCAUUACUGCCACCCUUGCAGUCCUGUUCGUGGCAUCGUUUCUUACUGUGGCUCUUCCAGUGAAUGGGACAGAACACUGGGUGAGAACUGAGUAUUUAACCACUUAAAGGGACAAACCACACCUAAUUAACGAUGAACAAAUCAAAAAGUACGUACAAAAAAAACACAGGUGCUUUGUAAGCAUCAUUAAUUAUCAGGUCAUGGAAUUUGAGGUGGUGAAAACUAGGGAUUUUCUGCUCUUGGAUGACCUUCUCAAACUAUUUAUUAAUGAGAUAGACUACCCCCUCCCUUUCCCCUCUGCAUUUUCUCUUGGUAUAUGAAGUUCUUUUAUUCGUGUAGUAUCCUUUAUUUGCGCUUUACAAAAAAAAUCAUUCUGGUCCCAUUCACAUUCUUACUAUAUAUUUUUGUUCUUCCGUAAAGAAUGAUUGUGUGUGUGUUUACAUGUGUAAGAAUAUGGGUCUUUCUUUUUCACAUGUAAAGUUUCAUCCAGAAAUCCCUUUACACAUUAUGUCAAAGUGAAAAAAGAUAAUGUUCAAAGAUUAUGUAUUGGAUUUGGAUCUGUGUGUGUGUGUUUUUAAAGCAUUUGAUAAAGUUUAAAUGUUUUUAUACAGAGG
Molecule: messenger RNA, 3332 nt
Organism: Pteronotus mesoamericanus
Lineage: Eukaryota; Metazoa; Chordata; Mammalia; Chiroptera; Mormoopidae
Gene: TFCP2
Product: transcription factor CP2
Exons: 15
Coding region: 431-1936 (501 amino acids)
Biological process (GO): positive regulation of transcription by RNA polymerase II
Cellular component (GO): nucleus
Molecular function (GO): RNA polymerase II cis-regulatory region sequence-specific DNA binding; DNA-binding transcription activator activity, RNA polymerase II-specific
Source: RefSeq, a predicted model, not a curated record